Perca fluviatilis (European perch) is the source of this 6487-nucleotide messenger RNA. It is a transcript of the gene mmp16b, whose product is annotated as matrix metallopeptidase 16b (membrane-inserted). Bases 436 to 2364 code for a protein of 642 amino acids. The record is from RefSeq and is a predicted model, not a curated record. Gene Ontology annotation, molecular function: metalloendopeptidase activity; zinc ion binding. Gene Ontology annotation, cellular component: extracellular matrix. The transcript has 12 exons. Gene Ontology annotation, biological process: proteolysis; extracellular matrix organization; collagen catabolic process. Lineage: Eukaryota; Metazoa; Chordata; Actinopteri; Perciformes; Percidae.
UUGCAAUGUAAAAGUCAAACGUGCAGGCAGUUCUGAAGAAUGGCAUUUCAUCUCUCCUACACUCUGUAGGGCAGCUCUCAUGAUGCUGCCAAGCAGCGCUGCGCUGUGUGAGAAAUCAAAGCGCAGGCGUCGAGUCGGGAGGUAGCCUAUCUUGUGCGCAGACUGGGUACUGUACAUGGCCAUUGAUGCUGCUGGAUGGAUGUAGCCCCUGAUGUAAAUAAGAAUGGCGAGGGCAGCGGGUCUAACAUGCCGCGUUAUCUCUGCUUGACAUCGGAACAUUGCAUGCCACCAUCGGGAUUUUCUAAAAAAGCGGGGGCCUUUUCUCGUUUUCAUCGGACUCUGCCUUGACAGCUCGCCUGAUGAUUUUAAUUUGACACAAGAGCCAAAGCAGACGGGCGGCUUCUUCUAAUAAACACUCGGGAAAAACAGGUCAUUAUGACCUUAGUAUCCUCCAGUAAAAGAAAACCAUCGGAUUGCUUUUACGCGGCAGCAUUCUGCUUGCAUUUUUUGCUUUGGAUUUCGUGUGCUGUGUCCGGAGAGGAGGAUCAUCAGUUCAGCGUUGAGGGAUGGCUACAGAGGUAUGGCUACCUUCCCCGCACAGAACCGGGAAUGUCUGUCCUGCGCUCGGCCCAAACCAUGCACUCAGCCAUCGCUGCCAUGCAGCGUGUCUAUGGUCUCAAUGUCACAGGGACACUGGAUGAGAAAACCAAGGAUGAUAUCACGCUGAGUUGGAUGCAAAAGCCUCGCUGUGGAGUUCCGGACAAAUUUAAAAGUGCUUCGAGGUCACGGAAGCGGAGAUAUGCGCUGACAGGACAGAAGUGGCAGCGUACACACAUCACCUACAGCAUAAAAAAUGUCACACCAAAGGUGGGCGCCCGGGAGACUCACGAUGCCAUCCGGCGGGCGUUUGACGUGUGGCAGGGUGUGACUCCCCUACGCUUUGAGGCCGUUCCAUACAGCGCACUGGAGACUGGCAGGCGUGACGUGGACAUCACCAUCAUUUUCGCUUCGGGUUUUCAUGGUGACAGCUCACCCUUCGACGGGGAGGGGGGAUUCCUCGCCCAUGCCUAUUUCCCGGGCCCAGGCAUAGGAGGGGACACACACUUUGAUUCAGAUGAGCCCUGGACCCUGGGGAACCCAAACCAUGAUGGUAAUGACCUGUUCUUGGUUGCGGUGCAUGAGCUGGGCCACGCCCUCGGUCUGGAACACUCUAACGACCCCACCGCUAUCAUGGCUCCUUUCUACCAGUACAUGGACACAGAGAACUUCAAACUACCUCAUGAUGACCUGCAGGGCAUCCAGAAAAUCUAUGUUCCCGCUUCAGUAGGUGUCUCCAGGACAACAUUUUGCCAUGAUGACACACACACAGACUCACAAGGUCCACCAGAUAGAGCACCGCAGCCUACUAGGCCCCCACCCACGGUCCCUCCUCCUCGCUUCCACCCUCCUUCAGACCCCCGUAAGCAUGACCGCCAUGCCAGACCCCAUCGCCCUCCACAGGGGGCCAAGCCCUUCAACCCCAACUCCAUACCCAACAUCUGUGAUGGAGGCUUCAACACCCUGGCCAUCCUCCGGCAGGAGCUUUUUGUUUUCAAGGACCAGUGGUUUUGGAGGGUACGAGACAACUCAGUAGUCCCUGGCUACCCCAUGCAGAUUAACCACUUCUGGAAAGGCUUGCCUCCCAAAAUCGAUGCUGUGUAUGAAAAUAGCGAAGGGAAGUUUGUCUUUUUCAAAGGAAACCGUUUCUGGGUCUUCAAGGACACAACUCUCCAGCCUUCGUACCCUCAGGACAUCUCGCUGUUCGGGAGCGGCAUGCCCACUCAGAGUAUCGAGACAGCUGUCUGGUGGGAAGAUGUCGCAAAAACCUACUUCUUCAAAGGAGACAGGUACUGGAGGUACAAUGAGGACAUGAGAACCAUGGACCCAGGUUAUCCCAAACCCAUCAACAUCUGGAAGGGCAUCCCUGACUCUCCACAGGGGGCUUUUGUGGAUAAGGCCAACGGCUUUACCUACUUUUACAAGGGAAAGGAGUACUGGAAGUUCAACAACCAGCUGCUUCGUGUGGAGCCUAGCUACCCAAGGUCCAUCCUGAGGGAUUUCAUGGGCUGUGACGGUCUGCCUGCCGACCCCGACUGGGAUUGGAACCCCCCGGUGGCGGAGGAACGCCACUACGACAAUGGUGACGUGGACGUUGUCAUCAAACUGGACAGCACGGGGGGCACAGAGAAAGCAGUGGCCAUCGCUAUCCCCUGUGUCCUGGCGCUUUGCAUGAUGGUCCUCCUCUACACCGUUUUCCAGUUCAGGAGGAAGAGCACACAGCGCCACAUACUGUACUGCAAGCGCUCCAUGCAGGAGUGGGUCUGAAGGACUGUUAUCGCACUGUAUAGAAAGGGGUGUGAAGCUCUGAUAGAGGUAUAGUUAUUACUUGAAGCCCUAAGUACAGUAAUUGGAAGCACUGUAAAGGGUACAGUACAUAAGGAUUGCCAUGUUGGCAGAUUUUAAAGCUGCUUGAACUCAACUAACAAGCUGCAAGGAAGCGAAACGAUCAGCAGAACGCAACUAAAUUAGUGAGGGAGCCACAUCUCCUGUGUCCAACUAAUAUGUAUGUAUCUGACUUUUUUCUGUAUCUUGGAAUGAACUCAAUUAAGUGAGACACAGUUAAGCUACUGUAAGUGGGACCUUUGUCUAUCCUCGUCUCUGCACGCCGCUUAAAAAGCCCCUAGCACUAACUUCAGUGGGAAAAUUAGAUAUAGGCUUCUACUUUACUUUCAUUUCUUAAUUACAUUGCUCUGAGCUGUGCUUUUUUUCCUUUAGGGUCCCUGUAAAAGAUUAUUCAUUGUGUGGAGGACUGAUACACAAACCAAAUAUGACCUAUUCUCCCAAAGAGGAUUACUGCUUGAUGUUGUUUUUCCUCCACGGAUCGAACAUUGCGGCAUCAUACUAAUUUUUUCUUUUUUGCCAUUGGUAUUCACAUCCACCCGUCUGCUCUGUAAUCUGUGGGGAUAGGAAGCAGCUGUAAGUAAGAGCUAGGAACUCAAGACUGUUGUGGCAGUGUAUCUCCAAAACAGGGGCCAAAAACCUCUGCAAUAUUUAUGAGACUGCCUUAAUCACAGAUUGCUUAAACUCCCUUCUCUUUCUCUCUGUUUCUCUGGUGUGGAAGCUGAGAACUGAGUGACAGUAGGAAUACAAACAGUGUAUAAUAAAGGCAUUCAUUACUUUCCAUAAUGCAACUUCAAAACCAGUAGUUAAAGGGUCAGUAUGUAACUUUUAUUUAAAAAACAAAUUCAUCAUAUUUGCUCAAACGGUCACUAUUCCUGACAGAUAAUCUGUGAAAAUAUCAUUUUCCUCUGCCUCACUCUAGUCCAAUGAGAGCCGAGGAGUCUCUCACACACAAUCACUGUUAGGAUGCUUGGAUUUCGGAUCAACAGUUUUCAACAUGGAGGUCGGGUCACAAACCUUCUCAUUCUACAGCUAAACAGUACACUAAAGUUUCUGAAAACGUUUGAGGCGAAAAAUAAGCAAUGCUGUAACAGAAUCUUGAUUCCUAUUUUAAUUUUAUUAAAAUUAAAUUAAAUAUUAAAUUUUAUUUUAUUUAUCAGCGCUGCCUAGUUUGAUAGUUUAAGUUUUUAGUUCCAGAGCAGUCAUUGACGCUGUGUUAGAGACUCCUCGGCUCUGAUUGGUUGUUUUCCUUCGGGCACAGUGGAAUCUUGCAAAUCUCAUUAGGAGCACCAGGAAGAGGGAGAGGAACAGGUUACCUGUCUCAUGUACUACUGUCAGUAGUAACAGUUUGUGCAAAUAUGACAAAAAGUUAUAUUUAAGAAAGUUACUUAAUGAACCUUAAGGACAGUUGCUCUUGAAAAUGUGCUAAGCAGUGCUAAAUACCUGAUGGCAAGCAGGCUAUCAGCUUUCAUUUACUGCCUCACCGGAGCAUAUGAGAGAGAAAGGGAAGGUUAGUUCGUGUGUGUGUGUGUGUGUGUGUGUGUGUGUGUGUGUGUGUGUGUGUGUGUGUGUGUGUGUGUGUGUGUGUGUGUGUGUGUGUGUGUGUGUGUGUGUGUGUGUGUGUGAAAGAGACAGUAACUACCCCCACUAUAUAUGUACUGUACUGUAGUGUCAGUUAUUGAAUAGCUCACAUCCUGCUUCCCUUUUUUUCAUGCCAGGUUUGGGCACUAAUAUUCGAAACUGUGUCAGCCCAUGCAUUUUAAACAGCUUUAUUAAUCCAUAUUUGUUUGUUCUUCUCAACUUUUUUUUUUUACAAGGUUUGUAAGUUUACAUGAUAUUUCACAUAGCAAAGGACACAGAAAGGGUAAAAUGAGACAUAUAAACUAUUUCUUAUUAAAAGGUCAUUAUCACUGCAUCUCUAGUUACCACAGACCCAUUAGCCUUGUAUCAGUGGCCAGUGCUUUUGUCCAGAUUGCUCUAUCUUCUUACCAAGGUAUUGCAAAUAGGUUUUGAGGAAAUGCAAAGUGAAACAAUUGUUGUAAAGAAGAAAACAUAAGUCUAAACAAUAACAGGAAUGAAUCCACAUAAAUAAAGAAACUUACUGUUGUCUGAAUUCUGGAUGUUAGGAAAAAAGUUAAACCUGUGCGUUCAAUAAUGGAACCAGGUUCUAUUAUGCACUGUAAUUAUAAUUAUCCAUUAUUAAAAAAUAUAUAUACUUAUGUUUUAUUAACAAAUUACUAAUAAAUGUUUAUAGAACUACUCUAUUGGAUUUUACAGGCAUAUCGGAAUACUAAAACUAGCAAAACUAAGUCUGAUGACAAAUAUUUCAAAUAUAUAUCAUGAUCUAUGAUGUUGCGUAUAUAUGACAUCAUACAUAAACCAUAAUAUGUUUCAAAGAGUUUAAUCAGCUGACUAUGAGAAACAAAUAAGCAAUAUAAAGCAUAACAAAAUGAAGACUCUCUCUGGGGUCUAUGGAGCUAAUCUCAACUGGAACUUUUUCUGUCCCCAUGUAUUGUAUUGUAAAUGCAAUACACAGCCUGGAUCAUAAUGAAAUAGACUGCAUCAUAAUUGCCUUUGAUUGCUGUCAUACAUUUACAAUAUGGUUGUUUGGUGUAGCGUUUCUCAGAGUUUGCCAGGUGACCUGUCUGUGAGCAUUCAUGAUAUGAUUUUUUUUUUAAAUAUAUAUGUGUGCUCCUUGGUUUUGUUACUUUUACUUGAAAUGGUCCUCAAUAUCAACUGUACAGGAUAUCUGACGUAAUCUUCCGUUGAUAUCAAGGCAAUGCCAUUUAUGCCAUAUAACAGAAGGAUUUAAGAGAUUUUGAACGUCUACAUGAAUUAUCUAAAGAAGGGUAAAUGGGUUGGAGCAUGAUUAGAUGUGGUUUUAUCAUGUCAUCAUUCAUACAGGAUAAAAACUUCAUACCAAACCUACAUACAGUAAGGGCAAUGCAUGUCAUUGUUUAAACCAAGAUGUCAUUCUUUAAUGGAACAUUCAGACUAUUUCACAUUAUGGUUAGAUGAAGUGACUGAUCAGCAUUGCAGGUUUCUGUUGGAUGCAUAGACAGAUCCAAACUGUCAUCUUUUAUAAACCAUGUGAAACUACCGGCUUCCAGCCGGUCCUCCCUCUUCCAAUCCAUCAAACUGAUGAAAGAACAUGUAGACAUUUUAAAGGCAGGAGCAUCUUUGGUUUUCAUAAAGGAGUGCUGAAUUGCAGAGCAUAUAUGUCCAUGUUGAUUCCUGACAACUAUAAUUUAAGGUGGAAGCAAAAAUCUUUGGCUCAGUGUUGUGUUUGAUGUCUUAUCAGUUUGUGUGUUUGUGGUGAGGGUCUGAUGGCUCCAGCGAGAGUGAACUAAUGAAGGCCAGUAUGGCGAGUCAGUUCUGUAUUUAUUGCCAUAUUUAUUCCUCUGCAUUCAACACCUCAAAUCUUGCAUUGCAUUGUACUGAGGGGAAGAAGCUUUUUUUUUUUGUUAUACCACUACUAAGUAAUGCUCCUCCUUCUGUUGCUGCCUCAACAACAAACAAUUCAUCUGAUGCAAAUGCUUUUCCAUCUUUGAGAGGUAAAUCAAAACUUGAAAAGGUUAUGUAUUUAAAAUGCUCUUUUUAACACUUAAAUCACUAGAGAUACCUGACAUUUCAGAUGUUGACUGAGUGUAAGCGGGAAGUGUCAAUGCUCUGACCUGCCCCUGUUUAUCUCCAGACUCCUCCAAGCUUUUUCCGUCUGCCUUGACACACACUUCUAAACAUUAGGGCUAAUUUGGAGUGUCAUUAAGGGAAGUAGAUGGGGACGAUUAGACAGCCGCCGAUACACCAGAGAGGCAAGGGUGCGGAAGGGACAGGAAGCAUUUUGAGAUCAUUGCAGUCAAGAUCUUAUACACAGAUACAUGCAGUAUAUACUCCAAGUCAUAGUGUGUGAGAAUUUAACAUAUUGCAUAAUAUGUACAUAAAGACAGAGUGUAUAUUGUCUGCUUGGGAGAAUUUUGUUUUUAAUGGGCCAUUCAUUUCAUGGAUAAAGAAAAUGCUGUGUGUUGUAAAUAAAACAAGUGCAUAAUGA